Gopherus flavomarginatus (Mexican gopher tortoise) is the source of this 5834-nucleotide messenger RNA. RefSeq names its product Rho GTPase activating protein 44 (gene ARHGAP44). Gene Ontology annotation, cellular component: postsynaptic density; presynaptic active zone; dendritic spine. Bases 79 to 2406 code for a protein of 775 amino acids. NCBI's taxonomy places the organism in Eukaryota, Metazoa, Chordata, Testudines, Testudinidae. Gene Ontology annotation, biological process: regulation of dendritic spine morphogenesis; signal transduction; neurotransmitter receptor transport, endosome to postsynaptic membrane. Gene Ontology annotation, molecular function: GTPase activator activity; protein binding. The transcript is spliced from 16 exons. The record is from RefSeq and is a predicted model, not a curated record.
CAGCAGUCGGCGAAGUCGUCAGGUUUGUCGAGCAACCUGCAGCCGUCAGGUGCCAAAGCGGACGCUCUCAGGGAAGAGAUGGAGGAGGCGGCGAACAGAGUGGAGAUUUGCAGGGACCAGCUCUCGGCUGACAUGUACAAUUUCGUGGCCAAAGAAAUAGACUAUGCAAACUACUUUCAAAGAUUAAUAGAAGUGCAAGCAGAAUACCAUAGGAAGUCAUUAGCACUUUUACAGAACGUGUUGCCUCAGAUAAAAGCACAGCAGGAAGCCUGGAUCGAGAAGCCCUCCUUCGGGAAGCCGCUGGAGGAGCACCUGGCCAUCAGCGGGCGGGAGAUCGCCUUCCCGAUCGAGGCGUGUGUCACCAUGCUGCUGGAGUGCGGGAUGCAGGAGGAGGGUCUCUUCAGGGUGGCUCCUUCUGCAUCCAAGUUAAAGAAGCUCAAGGCGGCUCUCGACUGCUGCGUGGUGGAUGUGCAGGAAUAUUCAGCAGACCCCCAUGCCAUUGCAGGGGCGCUGAAGUCCUAUCUCCGAGAGCUUCCAGAGCCUCUCAUGACCUUUGAACUCUAUGACGAAUGGAUUCAAGCUUCCAACAUCCAGGACCAAGACAAGAGGCUGCAGGCCCUGUGGAAUGCCUGCGAAAAACUGCCCAAGGCCAACUACAACAACAUCAGGUACCUGAUCAAAUUCCUAGCAAAGCUGACGGAAUACCAGGAUGCUAACAAAAUGACACCGAGCAACGUGGCGAUAGUGCUGGGCCCCAACCUCCUCUGGCCUCAAGCAGAAGGAAACAUCACGGAGAUGAUGACAACGGUGUCUCUGCAGAUUGUGGGGAUCAUCGAGCCCCUCAUCCAGCAUGCCGACUGGUUCUUCCCUGGAGACAUUGAAUUCAAUGUGACUGGGAACUACGGCAGCCCCAUGCACGUCAACCACAAUGCCAACUACAGCUCCAUGCCCUCCCCUGACAUGGACCACUCGGACCGCAAGCAGCACGACCAGGCCCGGCGUCCCCUCAGUGUGGCCACGGACAACAUGAUGCUGGAGUUUUACAAAAAGGAUGGCCUUAGGAAAAUCCAAAGCAUGGGCGUCAGGGUGAUGGACACAUCUUGGGUGGCCCGCAGAGGCACCACCGUAGUUCGAAAAGCGUCCUCCACCCCGCCUGCCAUGCAGCCCCCCGCGCCACCUUCCGAUCUCGCUGCUACUCCUCAGUCACCAAUUCCUGAGCAAUCUCUUGAUAUUUCAGCUACUCCCUCCCCUACUCCAACUAGCUUUGGCUUCCAGCCAGGAGCCGAACAGACAAGCACGGAUGAUGUGUCGUCUAGUUGGUUGGACUCCUGUUACCACUACCCUUCCCCUGAGGACGACAGGCCCCACCCUUACCCUUGCUAUCAGCACCUCCGCCAUUACCACCCCCAGGCUCGGCCCGAGGCCCCCUCACCACCCUACCGGUGGUCAGGGCACAGCCAAACUCUGCCUCCCCGCUCCUCGUUCUCCUCCUCCUCCUCUCCCAGCCCUCAGCUGCUUGACAUUAAUUCGAACCCGAAGCCGUGUUUCCUUCACCUCCCCAAGCAGAGCUCCCUCACCGAAUCGCAUGCUCUCGAAACUAAUCUCUUCAUCCCCUCCAUCAAACCCCCACUUGUCUUAGCCAAACCAGACCCACCUGGCGCUCCCUACCCCUCCCUUAUGUCAGCCUCUCCCCCCUGGGUCGGCUGCGCCAGCGACAGAGGAGCCAGCCUGACUAGUACUUUAAAAACCAAGGAGCUGUCGCCCGUGUCUGGGCAGAAAGGCAGCCCAAGCUCCAGUCACGUGGCCCCAUGUGGGAGCGUGCAGCAGGUGGCCAGUCCCACUCAGCAGCUGUCCAUGGAGCAAAGCCCUCACACACUGCGCAAAGUUUCCAAGAAGCUGGCUCCAAUCACACCCAAGGUGCCCUACGGCCCGUCAGGCGGUAUGUCCGACCAGUCCACGGGACAGCCAUCCCCCGUCAGCCUGUCUCCCACCCCUCCGAGCACCCCUUCACCCUAUGGACUGAAUUACCCACACGGCUACUCACUGGCCUCAGGCCAGCUCUCCCCAGCUGCUGCUCCUUCCCUGUCUUCUCCUCCUUCCCUGACGAGCACUUUAACCAAGUCUCGACCCACCCCUAAGCCAAGGCAGAGGCCCACGCUGCCACCGCCACAGCCUCCCACAGCCAGCCUGACCGGCGCUAGCCCGCAGUCCAUGGACCACACCCUGCUAGAUGACAUGUCCCCCGGGGAAAGCAUGUCCACAGAUCUCGUCCCCUUUGAUGUCCCUUCUAUACACGUCGAGGUUGAUCCUGCACUCCACCAAGAUCCGCUGGAACAAACCCAGAGACAUUCUGCGGCAGGGAAAGUCGAUUCGGAAGAGGAAGAAUCGGAAAGCACCGCCCUAUGACAUAGUGUCCCCUUCCCCCAUUGACUCUCUUGUACAUACAUGUGAUCCCAUAACCACUACGGUCCGGAGACCUUGCCCUGGCAGGGCUUGCUCUCAGUGGGGGCUCCAUUCUCCAGCUACCAGUGUGAGCUGGCUGGAUGGACAUGUGUGACUUGUAGCAAACAGGGACAGCCUAUCUCCAUGGCAAAAUGCAUUUCUGGGGCAGUUUUGGUUACUUAUUUCCAUCGGUUUGUUUCGCCUUAUCCAAACUUUGCCUUUUGACUUGGUGCCUAAGUAUCCCCCUUUCAAGCUUUCAGCCCUGUUCCAAAAAUAACCCCAACCCCCCUCCCCACACCGUAAACACACAUUCCCCAUUGCUCUUCAGCAGGGUGGUCACUGCAGUAACGGUGCCCAGUGGCACCAGGCUGCCAGGCAAGGGUUCCGCUCGUUGGGUUCCACCAGCGUCCCCUUGCCUGGCAGCUGGUGAAAUCCUUGCCCGGUGGCCCAUUGCUUUUCCAGCUGCACUGCUGUGCUGUCAAUGCCCAUGCUGUCUCCGUCCCCUGCAGGAAGGCUGUUAUAGGAGAGAUGUUGUCUCUAACCCUUAUAAGCCUGUUGUUUUCCAGACUGUCUGCCAAACUGACUGCUUUAGGGUAACACCUGCAGGGUGGUCUCCAGGAGAGUGUUUGCCCCAAUGGGAUCUGAACCAUGUCUCAUCAUUCCCAAAUACCUCACCCUGGCUUUUUCUCCUUCCCUUGUUUCUUUGUUGGCUUGACUCCUUGUUAUUGGCCGGAAAUGACUCCCUGUCUGAGCCGCAGCUGGGGAUUUGGCGAGGAACCAGGUGUGACUGUUCCUCUUGGGACCACGGCAGGCAGUUGGGAGCGGCAUGGACACGCCUGCGAUUGGCAAGGGAGGCGUGGGCCCCGUCGGCGUGAACGGCGCCACUUUGUGCUGGAGAGCAAGGCCAUGCUUUGAAUAGCAAUAAUGUGCUCAUGUUGUGUCCCCCUACCUGUGCUUUAGAAAGUGAGAUGUGGCCCGGGUGACCUUGCCUUUCCAGCUCACUGCUCACCAGCGCAACUCCCUCAUCUCUCCCCACCAAGAGUCACAUAUUCCUGCAUCACAGUCUGCAAGGAGAGGGCAAAACUGACUACAGGGACAUGUUACCAGGCACCUGAUAAGAGUUUACUCAGCGCUGAGCCUUAGUUAGCUCUUUUGUUUGGGUGGUGUGGAGCAGAGGUUUUGGUGGUGCAUGCAAAGACAAAUUUAACCUUUUAUCCUUUUGAAAGAUAUAUAUAUAUAUAUAUCUGUCUGCAUAGAUAUAUAUAUAUAUUAUAUAUUUGUAUAUAUAAAAUAGAUCUAUAUAUAUUUGUUUUAUUUGAGCCAUUCCAUCUGAACUGGUGUACCAAUGUACAAUGUAAAUUGAAAUGCUUAGCGUCCCCGGAUAAGUAUAAAUGUAUAAAGAAAUAUUCUCUCACAGCCGUAUUUGCAAGUUAAGAUGUUACAGCUUUCUGCACAGGUCAUAAGUGCAACUCAUCACCCAGACUGUAAUGGGGACACAGGGGGGAGGGAGGGGCAGGGAUGUAGUGCUAAAUCACCUGAAAUAAAUGUGCAAAUUGCUGUCAAAUUGUUGGUAAAACGGGGGUUCUUCUCCUCAAACACAGUGAAUGUCAUGUAUUUGCAGCAGUUCCUCCAGAAGGACUUGCUGGUUUGUGUCUCACACUCUGACCUGAAAUAUCAACACCCCGAGCAGCUUCUUGAAAGAAGCCGCACGCUUGACUCCCCACACCACCCUGCCCCCAACUCUCCUUGAAGGGUGUUCUCAUUAAAAUAGAAUCAACUGAUGAUGUUUGCUGAACCCGUAUAUGUAGCCUCCAAUCCAGGUCUCGCUGUGCCUCUUUGCCAAGGAGAGGGGGAGGUGAGGUUGUAGAAGGGUCAGUGGUGAAGAUUCAUCAGUGAAAAAACCUUGCCAUUCUCAGGGGUUUAUGCUGCAGCCCAUCACCAUGGUGUCUGGGUGUCUUCUCUGUAAAAUCAGUCGUGAUAGCGAAGUCUGUAGUGGAAUUCAUGGAGACUCCAGCACCUGUCAAGAGGACACCCAGGCUUGUGUUGGUGGCUCAGCUGGAUGUCUUUGGUGGGGAGUUCUCACAAGAACAUUGGCCAGGGCAGAGCUUAAUCUGAGCAAACGCUUACAGAAAAGAAAGAUGACAUCCAUUAGGCCUGUUCCACUUCAAAUAGAGAAGUGGAGAAACACCCCCUUCCCUCCCCCCCAAAUGUGCACUUCUUUGCAAGGCCACACUGCAAAAACAGCAUGGAGGGUCCAGGGUGACUUUUUUUUCUGUUUCCCUAGAGCAAAUCUGUGCAGUUGGCAAGUAAAACGCUGGGCUUUCCUACCAGCCAGCCCUGCAAACUCAGCCUGAGAGCUGAAAGUCAAGCUGGCCUCUUUCCUUCUUGUACAACAUGGAAACCAAAUCCUCUCAAACUAUUUUGAUUUAUUUUUGUUAAUGAGAUUACAAGUUUGGUUGAUAAAGGUAAUAGUGUUGAUGUAUUAUACUUACUCUUCUGAGAGGCAUUUGACUGGGUACCACAGGACAUUUUUGAUUAAAAACUAGAAUGAUAUAAAAUUUACAUGGCCCCCGUUAACUGCAUUAAAAGUUGGCUAAGUGAUAGGUCCCAAAAUGUAAGUAUAAGCAGAGUUAGCUCUGAGUGCGUCUGUUUCCAGUGGGGUCUUGCAGGGCUUUGUUCUUGGCCCUGUAGUAUUUUUAUGAAUGACCUGGAAGAAAACUUAAAAUCAUAACUAAUAAAGUUUGCAGUUGUGACAAAAAUUGGGGGAGUGGUCAGUAAUGAAGAGGACAGGUCAUUGAUCCAAAGCAAUGAGGAUCAUUUGAUAGGCUGAGCUUAAGCAAACAAUGUGUGUUUUAAUACCUCUAAAUGUAAAUGUGUUCAUCUAGGAACAAAGAAUGGAGGCCAUACCAACAGGAUGGGGGACUCUGUCCUGGGAAGCCGGGACUCUGAAAAAGAUUUGGGGGUCAUGGUAGAUAAUCAGCUGAGCUAGUAUGAUGCUGUGACCAGAAGAGCUACUGUGAUCCUAGGAUGCAUAAACAAGAGUGUCUAGGGUUACUGGACAGCAAGUGUGAAAAAUCAGGAUGGGAAUGGGGGGGUAAUAGGAGCCUAUAUAAGAAAAAGACCCCAAAAUCAGGAGUGUCCUGAUAAAAUUGGGACAUCUGGUCACCCUAAGAGUGUCUCACAUAGGAGUAGAGAGGUUAUUUCACCUCUGUAUUUGACGCUAGUGCGACCGCUGCGGGAAUCCUGUGUCCAGUUCUGGUGCCCACAAUUCAGGAAGGAUGUUCUUAAGUUGGAGAGAGAUCAGAGAGGAGCCAUGAGAAUGACUAAAGGACUAGAAAACCUGCCUUAUAGUGAUAGACUAAGGAGCUUGAUCUAUUUAGCUUAACAAAGAG